AUGCCUUCUAAUAAUGGUAUCAUAUUUAAAGCAGUUCCUGACAGUUAUCCGGUACCAGGAGAGCAUAUGGAAUUUGUUACUAGAGAAAUUGAUAUCGAAAACUUUCCACUUGCCGACGGAGAAAUUCUUGUAAAAAAUCAAUAUUUAUCAUUAGAUCCAUAUAUGCGUGGUAAAAUGAGACAUCCUAGUGCAAAAUCUUAUUCACCAGCAUUCGAAAUUGGUAAAGUUUUAGAUGGGCGUGGUAUUGGUAUUGUUGUUAAAUCUAACAAAAAGGAUUGUCAAGUUGGAGACUAUUAUGCCGGGUUGAUCGGUUGGGAAGAAUACACGCAUAUUCUUGCAAAUGCUAAAUCAGGCAUUGAAAGUCUGGCGAAUGAAAUUACAAAAUCUAAUGCACCUAAAAGUUAUUUUCUUGGAAUACUUGGUAUGCCUGGAUUGUCUGCUUAUGUUGGCCUCAAUAAAAUUGGUAAACCAAAAAAAGGUGAAACUAUUUUUAUUACAGCUGCAUCAGGAGCAGUUGGGCAAGUAGUAGGUCAAAUUGCAAAGAUUAAAGGAUUACGCGUAAUUGGCUCCGCUGGUGAUGAUGCUAAAAUUAAAUAUCUUAAGGAAGAAUUGAAUUUUGAUGGUGUAUUUAAUUAUAAAACUUGUAAUACUGACGAGAAAUUAAGAGAAUUAUGUCCAAAUGGGAUUGACAUUUAUUUCGAUAAUGUUGGUGGCGAAACUCUUGAAACAGUUCUCAAUCAUAUAAACAUUUUUGGCCGUGUAGUGGCAUGCGGAAUGAUCUCUCAAUAUAAUACCAAGACUCCUUAUGGCGUUAAAAAUUUAAUGCAGAUAGUUGGAAAACGCCUUUUAAUUCAAGGAUUUAUCGUAAGUGAUCAUUACCAAGAAAUGGGUGAAUCUUUCCAAAAAGAAAUGGGUGAAUGGUUAAAACAAGGUAAAUUAAAGUAUAAGGAAGACAUAGUUGAAGGAAUCCAAAAUGCUCCGGAAGCAUUUGUAAAUAUAUUAACCGGUAAAAAUUUUGGAAAGAUGGUCAUUAAGAUUUGUUAG
This is a messenger RNA of Dentiscutata erythropus, 1044 nucleotides long. Lineage: Eukaryota; Fungi; Glomeromycota; Glomeromycetes; Diversisporales; Gigasporaceae. The record is from the annotation of a GenBank genome assembly.